Molecule: messenger RNA, 462 nt
Organism: Trypanosoma brucei brucei TREU927
Lineage: Eukaryota; Euglenozoa; Kinetoplastea; Trypanosomatida; Trypanosomatidae
Product: 40S ribosomal protein S18, putative
Exons: 1
Coding region: 1-462 (153 amino acids)
Biological process (GO): translation
Cellular component (GO): small ribosomal subunit; cytosol; ribosome
Molecular function (GO): RNA binding; structural constituent of ribosome
Source: RefSeq, a predicted model, not a curated record
AUGUCUUUAACCCUCCAGAGCGAAAGCUUCCAGCACAUUGUGCGUCUCCUCAACACGAACGUUGAGGGCAAACGCAAGGUCCCCUUUGCACUACGGAUGGUGAAAGGUAUUGGUAUCCGUUUCGCAUACAUGGUCUGCAAAAAGGCUGGUGUUGAUGUUGAGCGCCGUGCUGGUACGCUGUCACCUGAGGAGCUUGAGAAAAUCUCUGAGGUGAUCGCCGAUCCCGCGAAGUUCAAAAUCCCCGAGUGGUUCCUGAAUCGUCAGCGCGACCCUAAAACUGGAAAGACGGAGCACCUGACUAGCUCGAUGGUGGAUACACGCUUGCGUGAGGACCUGGAACGGCUGAGGAAGAUCCGUGCGCACCGUGGUGUUCGUCACGCCUAUGGUCUGCGCGUUCGUGGUCAGCAUACUUGCACGUCUGGCCGCCGUGGUAAGACUGUCGGUGUGUCCCGCACCAAGUAG